Molecule: messenger RNA, 1430 nt
Organism: Cololabis saira (Pacific saury)
Lineage: Eukaryota; Metazoa; Chordata; Actinopteri; Beloniformes; Belonidae
Product: serpin A3-5-like
Exons: 6
Coding region: 129-1358 (409 amino acids)
Biological process (GO): negative regulation of endopeptidase activity
Molecular function (GO): serine-type endopeptidase inhibitor activity
Source: RefSeq, a predicted model, not a curated record
ACAGAGAAUAAACAAAGUCAAAGUUCAGCUGAGCGGUCUUAUAAACAAAGGGUAUUUCUCUGUCCAGUCUGCUCUGCUCUCUGAGGUGGAUACUGCAAACUGCCAGCUGCACUCAGAAGCAGUUCAUCAUGAUGCGUGCAGCCCAGGUUUUCUGGAUCUUAUCAGCGGUGGUCUACGUGGGUACUGGUCACCCCCACAAAAGGCAAGCCGAGCAAGACACUGCUGUGGACGGGAGCGACAACAGCGUCUCACUGGUGACCUCAGCAAACAAGGAGUUUGCGUUCCGUUUCUACAGGAAAUUAGCAGCUCAAUCUGACUCCCAGGGCAAAAACGUCUUUUAUUCCCCGUCCAGUGUGUCUGUCGCCUUGGCUGCUUUGUCUGUAGGUGCACGGGGGGAGACCCACCGGCAGCUUUUCAGUGGUCUAGGUUUCAGCAGUCCACAGGUGACUCAAGCCCAUGUAGACCAGGCCUUCCGCAUGAUCCUCGCAAACAAGACUUCUCAUGAGGACAUCAAAGAAGGCACCGCUGUGUUUGUGCAGAACCUCUUCAAGCCCCAGCCUGAGUUCCUGGAUGUCUUGAAGGAGUCUUAUUUGGCAGAUGGUUUCACUGUUGACUUCACCCAAAGUGCAGAUAGUGCCAAUACUAUCAAUAAGUAUGUUGCAGAUAAGACCAACGGGAAGAUAGACAAGCUGGUCGACAGCCUGGAUCCAAGCACUAUCAUGUAUCUCCUCAGCUACAUCUACUACAAAGGAACGUGGGCAACACCAUUUAAUCCUAAAUUGACCAGGGAUGACAUGUUCAAUGUAGAAGAGACCAACCAGGUUCCAGUCAAGAUGAUGAAUAUGGAAGAUGAUUUUGAUACCUACUAUGACCAGGCCAUUAACACGUCGGUCCUCCACCUCCCCUUCAAUACCUCCUAUUCCAUGCUGCUCAUGUUGCCUGAUGACAUGGCAACGCUCGAGGACGCCAUCAGCCCAGCCCAUGUCACUAAAUGGCUGAACUCGAUGAAGUCCAGGAAACAUAAAAUAUAUGUUCCAAAGUUUUCCAUCAAGACUUCCUACAAGCUGAACAACGUGUUGACUGAAAUGGGAAUGACAGAUAUGUUUGGUCCUCAAGCAGACCUGAGUGGCAUUUCAGAGGGACGAAAAGUGGCUGUUUCUGAUGUUGUGCACCAGGCUACCUUGGAUGUUGAUGAGGCCGGAGCCACUGCUGCAGCUGCUACAGGCAUUGGUAUCAGACUACUAUCUAUCCGCCACGUUCCAGUCUUGAAGUUCGAUCGUCCUUUUAUGGUGAUCAUCACUGAGCGCAACACAGAAAACAUGCUCUUCAUGGGCAAGAUUGUGAACCCCAAUAUCUGAUUGAGGAAAUACUUUGUGUUUGCGCACUGCUAUUGCAACAGACAGUACAUGCAAAUAAAAAGCUUUACUGUG